Solenopsis invicta (red fire ant) is the source of this 2230-nucleotide messenger RNA. RefSeq names its product trypsin-3. Gene Ontology annotation, molecular function: serine-type endopeptidase activity. The record is from RefSeq and is a predicted model, not a curated record. The transcript has 8 exons. Lineage: Eukaryota; Metazoa; Arthropoda; Insecta; Hymenoptera; Formicidae. The coding region runs from base 719 to 1738 and encodes 339 amino acids. Gene Ontology annotation, biological process: proteolysis.
CCUGAUGUUAACUCAUUAGCACGUAAGCAUGAAAAGGAGGACGAAUAGAUUUCUCAAGUGUUUCGACGAAUUUUCCUGGUUAAGUUCUUCACAACAAAUUUGAACAAUUUUAUUAUGUGAUUGAUAAAUGGUGCAACUUCAAUGUGUCACAAUACAAGAUGGGAUAAUUUAUGACCUCUUAUGCAACAAUGUUUUUCGACAAACAAUGCAUUUUAACACAUAAUAUCGAAUGAGAUCAGCGAUGCGUGAUUCACGUUUUGCUCGCACCGAUGAUUCCUGAUUAGUGACCUUCGUUGCGUAUUUGUCAAUGAGACGAGAAUGGCCUUGUUCUUUCUCUACGCGUCAAGUUGUGGACACAACUAUUUCGUUCAGCGUUGGGAAUACCGUCGGGCGCUAUUAUUGGUGUGCAUUACUAUAGAUCAUUACGCGCAUACAAUGUAAUUAUAAUCGGAAGCAAUUUGCUGCUUCUAUUUUUUUUUCCACGUUGUGCCAGAUAUUUUAUACCUGAUAGCUCGUGGGGAACCCACCGAGUGUCGUUACCAAGAACGAUCGUUUCUAGCGCACCGUGAAAGGUCGUGCAUUAUACUUUGUCCGGCAGGAUGCACGAACUAAUAUGUUCCCCUCAAAGUUAUGAAAAACGGAAACGGUGUACCGCUUCACAACACGCUGACGCAUUUAUGUCUAUAUAUACAUAGAUAUAAAAAUCCCAUUGUUCAAGAUGAAUAACAUCUUGCUGUUUUUACUGCCGUUGUGUCAGCUGUUGCAGCAAAGAUUUGUCUUUGCACAGAUGACCUUUUCAGACACUCCAAUGGCAACAACUUAUAUCGUGAAUAAUCCAAGUCCGAAUAAUUGUCAGUGUUUUCCUGGAACUACCUGUCCCACGGGCACUGGCGGUAUUGACAUCAGAAUAGUAAAUACGGGAUCAACUUGCCCUUCUGGAUAUGUGUUCUGUUGUUCAUCUGGUGGUACUCCAGAUAAUCCUUCUUGCGGCCUUCAAAAAAUUCCACCCUCUGCGCAUCCAGUGGGACAAGCCGCUUACGGUGCAUAUCCCUGGAUGGUUGCUGUUUUAACUGACAACAACGUUUACCUCGGAGGAGGAGUUCUCAUCAGUACAACACAUGUUCUUACUGCCGCUCAUAAAGUAGCUGGUUAUGUAAAUGGUGGGAUUAAAGCAAGAUUAGGUGAGUGGGAUGCUCAAGUUACCACCGAACCUAAUCCGUACGUAGAGAUCUCUAUAUCAAAAAUCACCGUACAUCCUCAAUAUAAUUCACAAAAUCUCCAGAACGAUAUAGCGGUGCUUAAACUGUGUUCGGCUGCUCCCAUUUCAAGUCCUAAUAUUAAUACGGCGUGCUUGCCAUCUGGAGCGGUUAGCGCAGGAACGAGAUGUUGGGUGACGGGUUGGGGAAAAGAUGCCUUUGGAAGUAACGGAAAGUAUCCAAGUAUCCUGAGAGAGGUAGACGUACCUGUGCGGAGUCGAGUGGAUUGUCAAACAGCACUUCGAAGGACCCGACUCGGUGACCUCUUUGUUCUGGACACCAGUUUCAUGUGCGCAGGAGGGGAAGCCGGCAAAGACGCGUGCACUGGCGAUGGAGGUUCACCACUGGUGUGUUCAAAUAACGGGCCUUAUCAGGUUGUCGGCCUGGUGACAUGGGGUAUAGGUUGCGCGAGUGAUGGAGUACCCGGAGUAUAUACUGAUGUGUACAACUUCCUUUCCUGGAUUUGGCAACAAAUGACAUAGCGCUCUUGAAAAUAUAUGUAUAGCAUAUUAUAUCUUAAAAAAGUUAAGUAAACAAGAAAACUUUUUAUAUUCAUAUUCAGUUAAAUCUUGUAAAAGUGUGCAAUAAAUCAUUAAUACAUGAUCAUUACAAACAUCUUGUAAGAGAAUUAACACAUACACAUACAUAUACAUAUGUUUUAAUAAAAUGUCGUUUUGUAAUCAAACGCUCUACAAACUGGACUUAAAUAUUUAAAAAUUUAGUCUCUUCAUAAGAAUGUAAAAUAAAUUUUUAAAGAAAUUUAAUUGAUAGAGUAUUGAAAAAGGAUAUGUUAUUUGUAACGUUUCAAAAUUUUGCAAUAGAAUCAAAUAGCAAACCUGAAAAAAAUAUUAUUUUUAUCAGCUUAUACUUAUGAAUAUACAAAUGAUUUUACAAUGCUUGACAUUACAUUUUCUUCUUAAAUGCUAUUUACAAAAGCUAUUAUUACAAAAUAAAGUUUGUUUAAAUUUGUUGAA